AUGAGGGGUGAAGAGGUGUGGAUGAGGGGUGGAGAGAGCAGGAAGUGUGUUGACGGGGGGGUUGUGAGCAACAGGCAUCAGUUGUCUCCAAAAGUAGCAAUUGAAGCAGCAAUUGAAGCAGCAAUUGAAGCAGCAAUUGAAGCAGCAAUUGAAGCAGCAAUUGAAGCAGCAAUUGAAGCAGCAAUUGAAGCAGCAAUUGAAGCAGCAAUUGAAGCAGCAAUUGAAGCAGCAAUUGAAGCAGCAAUUGAAGCAGCAAUCGAAGCAGCAAUCGAAGCAGCAAUCGAAGCAGCAAUCGAAGCAGCAAUCGAAGCAGCAAUCGAAGCAGCAAUCGAAGCAGCAAUCGAAGCAGCAAUCGAAGCAGCAAUUGAAGCAGCAAUUGAAGCAGCAAUUGAAGCAGCAAUUGAAGCAGCAAUUGAAGCAGCAAUUGAAGCAGCAAUUGAAGCAGCAAUUGAAGCAGCAAUUGAAGCAGCAAUUGAAGCAGCAAUUGAAGCAGCAAUUGAAGCAGCAAUUGAAGCAGCAAUUGAAGCAGCAAUUGAAGCAGCAAUUGAAGCAGCAAUUGAAGCAGCAAUUGAAGCAGCAAUUGAAGCAGCAAUUGAAGCAGCAAUUGAAGCAGCAAUUGAAGCAGCAAUUGAAGCAGCAAUUGAAGCAGCAAUUGAAGCAGCAAUUGAAGCAGCAAUUGAAGCAGCGAUUGAAGCAGCGAUUGAAGCAGCGAUUGAAGCAGCGAUUGAAGCAGCGAUUGAAGCAGCGAUUGAAGCAGCGAUUGAAGCAGCGAUUGAAGCAGCAAUUGAAGCAGCAAUUGAAGCAGCAAUUGAAGCAGCAAUUGAAGCAGCAAUUGAAGCAGCGAUUGAAGCAGCGAUUGAAGCAGCGAUUGAAGCAGCGAUUGAAGCAGCGAUUGAAGCAGCAAUUGAAGCAGCAAUUGAAGCAGCAAUUGAAGCAGCAAUUGAAGCAGCAAUUGAAGCAGCAAUUGAAGCAGCAAUUGAAGCAGCAAUUGAAGCAGCAAUUGAAGCAGCAAUUGAAGCAGCAAUUGAAGCAGCAAUUGAAGCAGCAAUUGAAGCAGCAAUUGAAGCAGCAAUUGAAGCAGCAAUUGAAGCAGCGAUUGAAGCAGCGAUUGAAGCAGCGAUUGAAGCAGCGAUUGAAGCAGCGAUUGAAGCAGCGAUUGAAGCAGCGAUUGAAGCAGCGAUUGAAGCAGCAAUUGAAGCAGCAAUUGAAGCAGCAAUUGAAGCAGCAAUUGAAGCAGCAAUUGAAGCAGCAAUUGAAGCAGCAAUUGACGCAGCAAUUGAAGCAGCGCCUAACUUGUGA
Molecule: messenger RNA, 1299 nt
Organism: Closterium sp. Yama58-4
Lineage: Eukaryota; Viridiplantae; Streptophyta; Zygnematophyceae; Desmidiales; Closteriaceae
Source: the annotation of a GenBank genome assembly